AGAGAGGACAGAGUCAAGUGCUCUUUAGUCACGCAGCUGUCAUUCGAGUACACAAAACCCACAAAUCCCAAUUCCCUCCUCAUAUACAGCAAAUCAGAGUUUGCAACUGUCGGAUACCUUUUCCCACUUUCUCUCUCCACCACCUUAUUACUUACACUACUACCUCUCUCUCUCUCUCUCUCUCUAUCCCCCUAAGCUCCACCUCCGCCGCCACCAACUCCUAUUGUGCAUUGCGAUGGAUGGAUCACUUUCAAUGCCGCUCUAAGAUAAUGCCAGAAUUCGCGAUCGAUCGACGAUCGGAUUGAUUAUUGAGUUCGCUCGCCGGCGAUGGCUCACCACCAGCAUUACCGAUCGCCGUUCGGCGACACCACUCUCACUAAGGUUUUUGUCGGAGGCCUCGCCUGGGAAACUCCGACCGACGUAAUGCGCGGCUACUUCGACCAGUUCGGAGAUAUCCUAGAGGCUGUCAUUAUCACGGACAAGAACACCGGCAAAUCCAAGGGUUAUGGAUUUGUGACGUUUCAAGAUCCCGAGUCAGCCCGGCGAGCUUGUGCCGAUCCGAAUCCUAUGAUCGAUGGGAGAAGAGCCAAUUGUAAUAUUGCUUCGUUGGGACGGCCUCGACCAUCUCCUCCUAGAGGUAGAAAUCAAGUUGCCAAUGUAUAUCAAGGAAGUGGAAUAGCACAAGGCGGAAUGUCGUCGUAUCUGCCGUUGCCGCCGCCACCUCCUCCGCCACCAGUGCCGCCGCAUCCGCCCCUCAUUUAUCCACCAUACGGGUACACAAGCUAUUCACCCGAUUAUGCUUACCAGCAGCAGACAAUGUACAAUCCACAUAUGCAGCAAUCCCAGUACUACAAUCAGCUAUAUGGGACUUCAUCUUCUGCAUUGGGCUCACCUUAUUACUAUGGGUACGCACCCAGGGGAGCAUUUUCCAUGCCCGCGGCGCAACGUAUGCCGGGACCGUCUUAUCUUUACUAUCCUGCGCAGGUGGAGGGCACUUCUCUAACUUAUCCUCCUACCCCUCACCCUCUUCCUUCAUUACAACCAAUAAGGCAUUCGCUUCCAUCUCCCUCGGAUUCAUUGGCUCCUAAUCAGACAUCAACGGAAACAGAAGCGGGGCCAGCUACUUCAACAAGUUCAACUGCUUAAGACAGAAACCUUGAACUAAAUUUUUUAAAUUAAAAAGGUGUUUAUUGUACAAUAUUGGAAAAUUAAUCGAUAUUCCUUUUUUUCCCUCUCAAUAAAAAUCUCAUUUAUGUAACCAUUCAUUUUCCCCCCUUUUAUCUGUUUUAGGGGUCGAUCAUUCAUAUUAACAAACAAUUCUUAUUAACGAAGGCUUUCUCAUUCAA
Messenger RNA from Salvia miltiorrhiza (redroot sage), 1346 nucleotides. RefSeq lists its product as uncharacterized. Gene Ontology annotation, molecular function: RNA binding. The coding region runs from base 328 to 1146 and encodes 272 amino acids. The record is from RefSeq and is a predicted model, not a curated record. The transcript is spliced from 6 exons. NCBI's taxonomy places the organism in Eukaryota, Viridiplantae, Streptophyta, Magnoliopsida, Lamiales, Lamiaceae.